Aspergillus vadensis CBS 113365 is the source of this 2820-nucleotide messenger RNA. RefSeq lists its product as uncharacterized. Gene Ontology annotation, cellular component: U2-type post-mRNA release spliceosomal complex. Gene Ontology annotation, biological process: spliceosomal complex disassembly. The transcript has 7 exons. NCBI's taxonomy places the organism in Eukaryota, Fungi, Ascomycota, Eurotiomycetes, Eurotiales, Aspergillaceae. The annotation marks the transcript as partial. The record is from RefSeq and is a predicted model, not a curated record.
AUGAGUUCUCAAUUUGCAAAUCGCCGAAAGCCCCGCAAAAUUGGUGGCGAUGAUGAGGAAAAUGACGCCGACGAGCAAGACUCUGGCCCUGUUGUCAAACGUCCUCCGACUUCAAAAACGAAGCAAAAGUCGAAGAUGCGCCUUUCCUUCGGCCCCGGCAGUACCUCGAUGGCGGACGAUGACGACCAGGAAAGCGAAGUUGUCAUUCCCAAACGACCUGGGCUCGCGAAACGGGCUAUAGAGAAGAGUGCAUUUCAGCGAUCCUUGACACCGUCAGGCGUAGGUGGUCAGAUCCCCCUCCGGGUAGGGCCUGAGCAGGAUAGGCCGAGUUACAACGACGAAUAUCUAAAAGAGCUCCGAAAUUCGACCCCCUCUACGCCGAAGCCCGCAGCUGAGGAUGAAUCGGAGAAGACAAUUGAUGUGGCUGCCAAGUUUGGUGAGGUCAUGAAGGUUUCAACUCCUGCUGCUAUUCCCAGCGAAGCAGAGAUUAGAGAAAAGAAAGCUCGGAGAGCCCGAUUAGCGAAGGAAGAGGCGGCGCUUUCCACGGAGAAAGAUUUCAUUUCCCUCGAGGAUGAUAUGGAAGAGGACGACUGGGAUCUUCAGGCGCGGCGAGAGGAUACGAGGCUCGUUCGUGACGAUGAAGAUUUCGCAGAAGGAUUUGACGAAUUUGUUGAGGACGGACGUAUAUCCCUUGGGAGGAAAGCAGAGAAAGAGCAAAAACGAAAACAGCGGGAAGAAAUGCGUGAACUUAUUGAUGAUGCUGAAGGUCUGUCGGAUGAAGAUGAUUCGGACUUGGAGGAAAAAGCAGCGUACGACGCCAGUCAGGCACGAGCUGCUAUGGGUGCGAGCAGAGACCCUAUCGACCGUCCGCGCACUCCGCCAAAGAUGACCUCGUUACCCCGUCUGUCGAACUCACUCGAGCGUUUGCGUAUGAACUUGGCAGUCCUAGAGAAAUCAAAGGCUCAGAUGAUCGACCGCAUGGAGGAAUUGAGGAAAGAGAAGGCGGACAUAGCUGUUCGGGAAGUGGAAAUCCAGGCUUUGAUCAAAGAAGCCGGAGAUAAUUACGAGAAGCUUAAGCAGGAGGCUGGGAUCACUCCUGGCUCGGAUGGGAACCUCUCUACGGCCGAUGAGAUGGCGAAUUCGCGAGGCUUGGAGGGUCUUGGAAAUUCGCAUCACCAUCGCUCUUUCCGAGACAACACCAGUUGCUCUUCGUAUCGAAACCGAUCGACUGCGCCAAUUGAAUUUCUUAACUUCAAUAGGCAGCGUAGUGUCAUUGCGUUCAUUGAGUCGCCAAUUGACGAGAAGGAUGGAGAUCUUCCGCAUCUCCGUCAACAAUCCGAGGCAACACCCAUCGAGCUGUUCUUUGACUUGUUCUUCGUCGCGAAUCUCUCCACCUUCACAGCCACACAUGAAAUCAACAACGUAGAAGCUUUGUGGGCCUACAUUGGCUUCCUCGGGAUCAUCUGGUUUACCUGGCUUCAAGUCACACUAUUUGAUAUCCGUUUCGCGCGAGACUCGAUCUUCGAGAGAAUUUGCAAGGCCCUUCAAUUGGCUGCUAUGGUUGGAUUUGCAUCAGCAGGUUCAAGGUUCACCACACGUGUUCAGCCAGAAAAUGUCUGGGCCUUCCAGUCCCUGAGCCUUAUCCUCGGUGGUAGUCGGCUCUUACUCGCCUUGCAAUACACUGUCAAUGCCGUGUUUCUUCGACGGCGUAUGAUACCUGCAGCUCGGGGCGUAUCCAUUAUUGCCGGGAUGCAAUUCGUUUCAAGUUUGACCUACCUCCUGAUGUAUUAUGCCUUCCGUCCCCGUGAGGGAGUCAACCCCUAUAUUUGGACCGUUUGGUUUGUUCUAUUUGGGGUCGAGAUGUGGGUAGUAAUGGGAACCUCAAGCGCCACACCUGGGAUUGGACUUCAAGAUACCCAUCUCAACACAAGAAUGGGCCUCCUAACUCUGAUCAUAAUCGGUGAAGGUGUCAUAUCAGUCACUAGGCUCGUCAACCGGACAGUAGGCCCUGGUGGCUGGACGAAGUGGUCGUUUGUCCAUAUCCUAGGCGUCACAACUAGUGUGUACUUCUUGUGGCAAGCGUACUUCGACCUUUCUCCGAGACGUGUUCUGGGCAAGUACUCUCAGCAAAUAUGGGCCCAGCUACAUUUCCCGUUCCAUGUGGUCCUCAUUCUCCUCCUUGAAGGGUCUCAGAUCCUUGCCUUAAGUCUGGAUAUCACAUUGAAACUCCGGUACCUGGCGGAAACCAUUUUGUGGGCUUGUGAAGACCCACGGCCCAGACCCGACUACGCCAUCCGAAUUCUUCGAGCCACCAUUGCUGAUAUGGAAAUCGACUAUAGCCGAGGGGCCGUAAACGAACAGGUUACAAUCUCCCAGAUCUUGGAUGAUCUCCCCAAUCACCCGCUUUGUCCCUCCCGUCGGACGGGCCAAGUCCCCAUCGCCCGAGACAUGCUCAGUGACCUGGUAGGGAAUGUAACUGCGGCGCUGUUCUCCACCAUGCGGAUCAUGCCUUCGAACCACCCUGAUCCUGGCCGCUUGAGUAGUGAGCAGCUGCUGAGAGGGUAUAUGGCCCUCCUAGAAUUCGUCUAUGUGUACUAUUUUGCCGUGGCGUCACUCUCCAUGAUGUUCUUUGGUGCUUUUGUAUUAUUAGCGCGUCGCCACACGCUCCGCAGAUGUAUGGGCAUCAGCGCAGCGGCCCGCGUAUCUCUUGGUAUGCUCCUUGGAAGCCUAAUGAGUUUCUCUCGUCACUUUCCGCUCGUCUAUUCUUUCAUGACAUCCCCCGCCAUAUUAUAUGCGUUUACUCUUACAUUGUUCAUGGGU